UUUCAGAACUUCGUCACGUCCAUCUCGCGCGUCCAAUUCCGAGUAUGGCCAUGGCAUCGUCGUGUUCCCGUGCUAUCCGCCUUUCCCUUCCGCGCUCCCGACAUUCAAUACUCUCCACUUCGCGAAGAUGUCUGGCGACAGCUACAGAACCGGCCAAGUCUACCCCACCACUACCACCGUCGACUUCCAAGGACGCAACGAUAAACCGCAUCGUCGAUGACAUUUCCGGUUUGACCCUCCUACAAGCUGCUGAUCUUGUUACUCUCCUCAAGUCGCGCCUCAAUAUCCAAGAAAUUGCCAUGCCAGCCGCGGCGCCUGCAGCAACAGCAGCGCCCACGGCUGCCGCUGAUGAACCCGAAGCAGAGAAGCCCAAGGAGAAGACUGUGUUUAACGUCAAGCUCGAGUCAUUCGAUGCUGGGUCCAAGCCAAAGGUCAUUCGGGAGGUCAAGGCACUGGUGCCAAAUCUUACUCUCAUAGACGCAAAGAAAUUCGUAGAAUCACUACCCAAGGUGCUCAAGGAGAACUUGCCAAAGGAGGAGGCGGAAAAACUCAAAGCGACGUUCGAGGCUCUGGGCUCAGUCGUCACCUUGGAUUAAAACUACUCUCCAGCUCAGGGAAUCUAUACAAUCAUAUAAUCACAAAAU
This is a messenger RNA of Desarmillaria tabescens, 644 nucleotides long. RefSeq names its product ribosomal protein L7/L12 C-terminal domain-containing protein. Lineage: Eukaryota; Fungi; Basidiomycota; Agaricomycetes; Agaricales; Physalacriaceae. Gene Ontology annotation, cellular component: ribosome; mitochondrial large ribosomal subunit. Gene Ontology annotation, biological process: translation. The transcript is spliced from 5 exons. The record is from RefSeq and is a predicted model, not a curated record. Bases 45 to 596 code for a protein of 183 amino acids. Gene Ontology annotation, molecular function: structural constituent of ribosome; mRNA binding.